UCAUUCAGCUAACACAACAACAACACGUCCGCUAGUCGCUGAUAUAAGUGUUGUUAAUUAAGUCUUGACAGUUUAUUGUAUAUAGUACAAGUUAGCCCUGUAGUCUCAGGUGCCCUUGUGCCCUUGAGCAAGGCAUCUACCCCCUAAAACUGCUCCCUUGUGCUGUAUACAGCAGCCGUGUUUGCUGUCCUCUGACCCUCUUUCAGUUUGAGUCCAGCCAGUAUUGAUCCUCCAUACAGUGCAUCAUGUCGAAUGCUGGUACAGCAGCACAGAGACCAGCCAGGAGCCAGCAACGUGGUGGCUCCAAAGGCCUCAAAGAAAUUCACAUCGAUGAAGAAGUCAAGAUAGCGGUGAACCUCUCUCUGGAGAGGUUUCACUACGGUGACGAGAAAGAGAUGGAAUUUCCCUCCUCCCUGUCCAACACUGAGAGGGCUUUCAUUCAUCGAAUGGCACAGUCCCUGGGUUACAUUUCUAAGAGCAAAGGGAAAGGACCGAAUCGCUUCCUAACCAUCAGGAAGAAGGGCGGUGCAGACAAACCUCGACCUACCAUGCCCCUCACAGUCUCCCACAAUUCCUUAUAUUUCAUCCGCAGCCUACUUCAGAGGUUUCCCAUCAGCAAUAAGGAACGCAUCGACAUGCAGCCCAACAACAAAGGAGGCAUGUCUGUGGCUGCAGAACCCGGUGAGAACGUCAGUUGUGAGAGGAACCGGGCAAGCGGGCGCUUAAACAACGGCAUACCCAUGGUGCCUCGGAGGAGGAGUCCAUCAGACCUGGACAGUUUUCGACGCUCCCUACCCGUGCAUGAACGCCAGGACGAGAUCGUCCAGCUCGUCAGAGAGAACCGGGUGGUGUUGGUGGUGGGAGAGACCGGCUCUGGAAAAACUACACAGAUCCCACAGUUCCUGCUGGAUGACUGCAGCAGGAAGGGAGAGCCCUGCAGGAUCUUCUGCACUCAGCCUCGACGCCUGGCUGCCAUCGCUGUGGCUGAGAGAGUGGCUGCCGAGAGAGGAGAGAGCGUGGGCCAGACCAUCGGUUAUCACAUCAGACUAGAGAGCAGGGUCUCGCCCAAGACACUGCUGACCUUUUGCACCAGUGGAGUGUUCCUCAGGACAUUGAUGGCAGGAGACGCCAGCCUGACGACUGUCACACACGCCAUUGUGGACGAGGUGCACGAGCGUGAUGGUUUGACCGACUUCCUGCUCACUAAGAUGCGGGAUGUUCUCCAGAAGAUCCCCACGCUGAAACUGAUCCUGUCCAGUGCAGCUCUGGAUGUAGACCUGUUCCUUAAGUACUUUGGCUCCUGCCCUGUCAUCCACCUCACAGGAAGAAUGUUUGAAGUGAAGGAACUCUUUCUGGAGGACAUCCUGAGGAUGACGGGCUUUAACAAUAAGGACAUGAGGAAAUACAAGGAAGAGACACAGAAAAAGGAGAAGAAGCAGAAAUGUUUGACGGAGUGGUGUAAGGCAGUAGAGGAGGAGAGACAGAGGAGCCCUGUGUCCGUCCCCGGCUUCCUCCAGGACAGCAGCUCCCCGGACAGAGAGGACAGCACCUUCAACAAGCCGACUGAGAAUGACACGGAGCAGCUGGAGCCGUGGCUGCUGAAGGAGAUGGACUCGUGCAUCUCCAACAUUUUCCUCGGUGAAGACCAGGAUGCUUUCAUUCAGCUCUUCAACCUCAUCCUCUAUGAAAGUGUGAACGUGGACUACAGGCACAGUGACACCGGGGCCACGCCUCUGAUGGUGGCAGCAGGUCGAGGGUUCCUCACGCAGAUGGAGCAGCUGCUCAACAUGGGGGCAGACAUCAACAUGAAGGCAUCCAACGGGUGGUCAGCCUUAGACUUUGCCAAACACUUCCAGCAGACAGACGCUAUGGAUCUACUCAAAUCUUCCAUUCCUUUGGGAGAGGAGGGCUGCCCGGAUGAGUCCACUCUGGUGCAGUGUGGCAGCACAGAGAUGAGCACUGAAGAGCAGGAGCUGCUCAAACUGUACCACCACAGCUUUGACGAUGAGCGGGUGGACCUGGACCUCAUCAUGGAUCUGCUGCACAACAUCUGCUCCACCACCGGCGACGGUGCUGUCCUGAUUUUCCUUCCUGGAUACGAUGAGAUAGUGACACUAAGGGACCGCAUCCUGUAUGACGAUAAGAGGUUCUCCACCCACCCUGACAGGUACCAGGUGUUCACUCUACAUUCAGACAUGCAGACUCUGGAUCAGAAGAGAGCCAUGAAGACCUCUCCACCUGGUAUCAGGAAGAUAAUUCUUUCAACUAACAUUGCUGAGACGAGCAUCACCAUCAACGAUGUGAUCUUUGUCAUCGAUUCGGGAAAGGUCAAAGAGAAGUCCUUUGAUACCGUCAGUCAUGUAUCCAUGUUAAAGACGGUUUGGAUCUCGAAAGCCAGCGCUCUGCAAAGGAAGGGAAGAGCCGGCCGCUGCAGACCAGGGAUUUGCUUCCACCUCUUCAGUCGACUCAGGUUCAAAAACAUGCUGGAGUUCCAGGUUCCACAGCUGCUCCGGAUGCCACUGCAGGAACUGUGUCUGCAGACCAAACUGCUGGUCCCGUCCUCCUGUAAGGUAGCUGAGUUCUUGUCCCGAGCUCCACAGCCUCCUGCUCCACAUGCCAUCAGGAACGCUGUGCAGAUGCUAAAGACAAUAGAUGCUAUGGACCAGUAUGAAGACCUGACUGAUCUGGGCUACCACCUGGCUGAUCUACCUGUGGAGCCCCACCUGGGCAAGAUGGUGCUGUGCGCUGUGGUGCUCAAGUGUCUGGACCCCAUUCUAACCAUUGCCUGUACGCUGGCCUACCGUGACCCCUUCGUCCUUCCCGCCCAGGGAGCUCAGAAAAGAGCUGCUCUACACUACCGCAAACGUUUCACUUGCAGCACCUUCAGCGACCACAUGGCCCUGCUGAGAGCCUUCCAGGCAUGGCAGAAGGCCCGCAGCGAAGGCUGGGAGAGAUCCUUCUGUGAGAAGAACUUUCUGUCCCAGGCCACCAUGGACAUGAUACUUGGCAUGAGGACGCAGCUGCUGGGACAGCUCCGUGCCAUCGGUUUCGUGCGAGCCCGUGGGGGCAGCGACAUCCGAGACGUGAAUCUGAACUCUGAGAACUGGGCCGUGGUGAAGGCAGCCCUGGUGGCUGGCAUGUACCCAAACCUGGUCCACAUCAACCCGGAGACCUCCUUGCUGUCUAGUAACAGAGAGAAGAAGGUCCACUUUCAUCCCACAUCCAUCCUGAGCCAGUCCCAGUUCAAGGAGAACGGCCCACCCAAAUCGGCCCCGCCCCUUCCCACAGAGUGGUUGAUCUACGACGAGAUGAGCCGAGGCCACCGGAUGGCCAGCGUCCGCUGUUGCUCCAUGACGACUCCCAUCGUUGUGGCCAUAUUUGGAGGGUGUGCCAAACUACCCAGCUCUGCCCUGCAGGAACCUGCUGUACAGAAGGCUUCUGACGGUCCGCAGGACGGCAGUGAUAGUGAGACAGAGGACCUAUCUGAGCUGAGGAUUGAUGACUGGCUCGUCUUCCAAUUGGACAGAGAGGCUGCAGGACUGGUGUUUGAACUGAGGCAGAAGUGGCAAAAUCUGUUCAUCAAGAGGACCCGUUGUCCUUCGAAGCCCUGGUCUCAACAAGACGAGGCCAUCAUCCGGACCCUGGUUUCUGUGCUCGCAGCAGAGGAGCAGGAAGUAGGCCUGCAGCAGCCCACGGGGAUCGGCCAGCGGCCCCGGCCCAUGUCAUCAGAGGACGGGCCCCAGGCUUCAGGGAAGAACUCCAAGAACGGCCUCCGACUACCCACCAACACCACCAAUGACAAGUCCUGCAGGAUGGCAGCAACCUCAAGCCUGCCACAGAUGAAAGCCCACAGCAGAGACGAGGCCUCGCUGCCCAUAAAUCAGCUCUCUGAUGACCCUCACUCCUCCACUAGUUCUUCCUGCUCUGUGACCUUGGACAGUCCGUCUGACAGCCCCUGUCCUUCCUCCUCAGGAAAGCAGACCUCUAAGCCACUGUCCCCUCAGCUGGUGUUGCCAUCUGUGCGGUACUUCAUCAUGAAGAGCAGCAAUGUCAGGAACAUCGACAUUUCUCAGCAGAAAGGUAUCUGGUCCACCACACCAACCAACGAGGCCAAACUCACCAAGGCCUUCCUGGAGAAUACCGUCAUCAUCCUCAUCUUCUCUGUUCAGGGCUCUGGACACUUCCAGGGCUACGCUCACAUGACGUCAAUCAUCAGUCAGGAGAGCUGCCAGGACUGGGGCUUCAUGGGACUAGGAGGGGUUUUCAGCGUUGAGUGGAUCCACAAGAAGAGUCUUCCCUUCCAGUGCACCCAACACAUCCUCAACCCGUGGAACGACAACAAGAAGGUCCAGAUCAGCAGGGACGGCCAGGAGUUGGAGUCCGAAGCAGGCAGCCAGCUGUUGUUACUGUGGGAGAGAAACUCCGGGAAUCAAGUUCAAUAAGAAGUAGCAGCGGACCACGUUUUGUUCUUACUCAACUCCAACUACAUGCAAACGUUGUAUAUUGAUAGAAACAUGUAUUUUUCUAUCAAAUCUACUAGAUAGAACAUGUUAUUGUUCCUUUAACAGUACAAGGAUUGCACUACCACGGGACAAAGGAAGCUCUGCUCUGGUUCUGUGUUUUGUCUAUUUAAUGAGUUCUCAUGCAGUUUUUAUUCUUUGUAUUCAAAAUGGUACUUCUUAAACCGUAUGUUCACAAUCAAAUGUCUCUGUGGAGGUUCUAACAUGAGUUAGAAUGUGUGAAACAUGUUAGUAUCACUAUUUUUGAUUUGAUAAAUCAAAAGCUAUUACAGUUCAUGCAGAUUGUUGUAAUGAUGAGUUUUUAUGGUAACUGACACGUGUGCACUACUUACAGCACAAAAACAUCGGGGACUAUUUGUGGGACUCAUUUUAAUCAUUUAUAUGUCAACUUUUGGUUACCUGGAUGAAGACAGAAAUAAUAUAUGUUGUUAGCAUUUGAAUGUUUGACUUUAAUGCUGCUGUAUGAGGAGAGGUGAAAAGUGAGUUCAGGCAUCCUCAUCAUUGUUAAUGUGUUUACAAAAAUAAAUAUUGAUUUCAUCUUAAAA
Molecule: messenger RNA, 5065 nt
Organism: Sebastes umbrosus (honeycomb rockfish)
Lineage: Eukaryota; Metazoa; Chordata; Actinopteri; Perciformes; Sebastidae
Product: 3'-5' RNA helicase YTHDC2
Exons: 32
Coding region: 246-4442 (1398 amino acids)
Cellular component (GO): intracellular anatomical structure
Molecular function (GO): protein binding; ATP binding; RNA binding
Source: RefSeq, a predicted model, not a curated record